AUGGCCAUACAAGAUUACGACUCCGAAGUCCUACAUCGUCGAGGGCAGGACAAUGGUAAUGCCGACGCUCUAUCAAGGCUCUCUGUUGCCACGCUCAGUGUCGAGCGAGCUCGUCAAGAGCAGCGCCAUGACCCGGUCUGCCGAAAUCUUCUACGAAGUCCGCCAGAGGGAUACACAGUUCGGGACCAGCUCCUCUACCGUGAAGGCCGCCUUUACAUACCCGCGGUACUUGUGACGGACACCAUCAAGCUAUGUCACGAGGACGGCAUGUCCGGUCAUCCGGGAGUUUGGAAAACGGGCAGACGGCUAAAUGAGCGAUUCGACGUGGGAAAAGGGGGUUUGGCCAAGGUCCGGAAUCAUGUCAAAAGCUGUGACAUCUGCCAGCAUCAGAAGGCAGGACCGGUGAAGGUGGGAACCCUCCAGCCCAUCGCGCCUCCCACUCGGCCUUCCGAGGAGGUCGGCUCGGAUUUCGCAGAACCUUUCAAUCUGCCGGGAGAACGGGCGUGGUAUGUCCUGGUGGUCGUCGACUAUUGCACGCGAUACAUUCACCUGUUCGCGACCCGCCGGAUCUCGGCAAGAUUCGUGGUGCGUUCCCUGUCUGCGCUGACAGCGGUGACUGGAAGAAUCGGCUCCGUGGUGACGGACAACGCGACCUGUUUCAGGGGGAUCAUCUACGCAAAUUACCUCCAGACGGCGGGAACGGUGCACAUAAGGGCAGCCCUCGGCCAUCCCCAGUGCAAUGGAUUGGUGUGA
Molecule: messenger RNA, 753 nt
Organism: Galendromus occidentalis (western predatory mite)
Lineage: Eukaryota; Metazoa; Arthropoda; Arachnida; Mesostigmata; Phytoseiidae
Exons: 1
Coding region: 1-753 (250 amino acids)
Biological process (GO): DNA integration
Molecular function (GO): nucleic acid binding
Source: RefSeq, a predicted model, not a curated record